Malaclemys terrapin pileata is the source of this 1869-nucleotide messenger RNA. It is a transcript of the gene BEST4, whose product is annotated as bestrophin 4. Lineage: Eukaryota; Metazoa; Chordata; Testudines; Emydidae. Bases 28 to 1539 code for a protein of 503 amino acids. The transcript has 9 exons. The record is from RefSeq and is a predicted model, not a curated record. Gene Ontology annotation, molecular function: chloride channel activity.
GCCCGGAGGGGGCGGAGGCAGGCAGCCAUGACAGUCUCCUACACGCUGAAGGUGGCCAAUGCCCAGUUCGGGGGCUUCUCCAAGCUGCUUUUCAGGUGGAAGGGGAGCAUCUACAAACUGCUCUACAAGGAGUUCCUUGUCUUUGUCAUGCUGUACGCGAUGCUGAGCAUCACUUACCGGCGGUUGCUGACCGAAGAGCAGAAGCGUGUCUAUGUGAAAGUGGCUCAGUACUGCAACCGCUCCACGGACCUCAUCCCCAUGUCCUUUGUCCUGGGUUUUUACGUCACGCUGAUCGUGAACCGGUGGUGGGCCCAGUACACCAGCAUCCCACUGCCUGACCAGCUGAUGUGCGUCAUCUCCAGCACCGUCCACGGGAAGGAUGAAAAGGGGAGGAUCCUGCGGCGCUCGCUCAUCCGUUACGCCAACUUGUCCUCCGUGCUCAUCCUGCGCUCGGUCAGCACCAGGGUGCUCAAGAGGUUUCCAACCAUGGACCAUGUGGUAGAAGCAGGCUUCAUGACACAGGAAGAGCGCAAGAAGUUUGAGAGCCUCCACUCGGACUUCAACAAGUACUGGAUCCCCUGCGUGUGGUUCACCAACCUGGCUGCCCAGGCCAGGCGAGAUGGGCGGGUCAGGGACGACGUGGCCCUCCGCUUACUCAUAGAUGAGCUGAAUCUGUACCGUGCCAAAUGCAGCAUGCUGUUCCAUUACGACUGGAUCAGCAUCCCACUGGUGUACACACAGGUAGUUACAAUCGCCGUCUAUUCCUUCUUCGCCUUCUGUGUGAUCGGGCGGCAGUUUCUGGAGCCCCUGGACCCAGAGCAGGAUCAGGACCGGUAUCUGGAUCUGUACGUCCCUCUGACCACCCUCCUGCAGUUCUUCUUCUAUGCCGGCUGGCUGAAGGUCGCAGAACAGAUCAUUAACCCAUUUGGAGAGGACGACGAUGACUUUGAAACUAAUAAGCUGAUCGACAGGAACUUGCAGGUGUCCCUGCUCUCCGUGGAUGACAUGUACCAGAACCUGCCUCUAACAGGGAAGGACAAAUACUGGAAUGAAUCCACAGCUCAGCCACCUUAUACCAUCGCCACGGCUGCCGAGACCUUGAAGCCCUCCUUCCUGGGAUCCACCUUCGAUAUGCGGAUGAGCGACGACCCGGAGCAGAGCCAGCAGGUGGAGGCCUCGCCCAGCCUGCCCCGCAUGCACACGCCCUUGCUCAACCGCUUCCUGACCGCGGCCGCCUCCCCCGCUGUCAGCCUGAAGAAUUUCGGGAGGAGCAACCGGGCCCACCACCACCUUUUGCGCCUCAGGGGCGAGGGCGGCUUCCCCUCUCCCAACCCCCGCUGUGGCGAGGACCCUGAAGCGGUGGGCCGCAUCGAGGAGGAAGAGACGGAAGAUGAGGCCAGCGAGCCCCCCACACCCGGCACCCGCCUCAAGAUACCCAGCCGGCUGGAAGCCUCACAGGGGCCUCAGAGGGAGAACCCCCAGAUCCGCGUGAGGCAACCCUCCGACGAGAGCAUUGCCACCGACCAGUCGGCUGCCUAGAGGCAGCGAGCUCAGCGUGCCUCGUCACUCCACUCUCAGUGCGAGCUGCGCCCCAGCAUCUGUCCUCUAGGCCUGGUAGCUCAUGUGAUAGUGCUGCCAGCUAAGGGCCUGAUCCAAAACCCACUGAAAUGAAGGGAAAGACUCCCCCUGACUCAGUGGGCAUUGGAGCAGGCCCACAGGGCCAGAAGCCAGACUGUAGCGAUCAGCUCAAACGCUGCAAAAGGUUCGAGAAGGAUCAUGCUCUACAGAAAGCCCCAUCACCAGUUCCCCAUCACACCCCUCUGGUUGCCAUGGCCCAACUGUUGGAUUCAGUGGGUGACAAAGAACCAA